Drosophila willistoni is the source of this 1460-nucleotide messenger RNA. RefSeq names its product degenerin-like protein unc-105 (gene ppk15). NCBI's taxonomy places the organism in Eukaryota, Metazoa, Arthropoda, Insecta, Diptera, Drosophilidae. The record is from RefSeq and is a predicted model, not a curated record. Bases 9 to 1460 code for a protein of 483 amino acids. Gene Ontology annotation, cellular component: membrane. Gene Ontology annotation, molecular function: ligand-gated sodium channel activity. The transcript has 5 exons. Gene Ontology annotation, biological process: sodium ion transmembrane transport.
GCAUUACUAUGAGCAAGUCAAACAAAGGGAACGAGGAAAUCACAAGAAGCAAGACCGUCAUGGCCUGGAAAUUUGUAGCCUACUUAAAAGAUUACAGCAGCAACUGCACCUUGGCCGGCUUUAACUAUAUAGCCAAUAGCAAUUUGCAUCCAACGGAAAGGAUAUUCUGGUUACUUUGUGUUUUACUUUCGGCCAUGGGUUGCUAUCAUUUAAUAAGCGAAUACCAACGCGAUUUUCCAAUACGUGCUGUAAGCAUUGUCUAUGAGAGUUUACCUCCAUUCGCUAAAUGGAAAUUUCCCACAGUGAGUGUCUGUGAAAUAGUGUAUAAAUAUGAUCUGGGUCGUGAUGUAGUAGAGUAUGUCAAAGGUCUGGGCACCGAUGAAAAUGGUGAAUACAAUUAUGAUGUGGAAACAUAUAUAUCCUUAAUGUUCUUCCCCUAUCAAUAUCAUGAGGGGACAAUCAAAUCACACUGCUAUCCGUACGAGAAAUGCGACGAAUGUUCAAAGUGUCCGAGAAAUGAUUAUAGAAAAAUGGUCCUUAUGUUUGGAGCCAACUGCACAGAUAUGUUUAUUGAGUGUAAGCUAUCGAAUAAGAUGUUCGAUUGUUGCAAAUAUUUUCUACCAUUGAUCACACCCUUCGGACGAUGUUUUAUGCUCAAUUCGUUACAAAAUAACAAGCGAAAUUCCGAGCAUUGGUUGCCCAUGAUUUUGGAUCCAGCGACACAGACAGCAACUAUGCAAUUGCUAACACAUCGACCAAUGCAAAUAACCUUACACAACGAAGAGGAUAUACCGCAUACGGCAUUAUCUGGUGUAGGAGUUAGUAUUAGCGAUCCCGGCCAGCAUAAGACACUCCAUUUUCAAAUGGAAGCCAUGGAAAAUGAUCCGGAUGUUCAUGAAAUUGAUCCACUAGCUAGAAAUUGUUAUUUUACCGAAGAGGUGCCAGCGACAAGUGUGUUCAGAGCAUAUAGUUUCACAACAUGCAUCAGUGAUUGUGCCAGGCGUUUUCAAAUGGAGAUCUGCAAUUGUUCGUCGUAUACAAUGAAUCCGUUUGGCGAUCCUCGUUAUCCCGACUGCGAUUACAAUGGAAAUUUAUGUUUGGAAAGUAAUUCGAUUGUUAAGCCAGAUGCUAAGCUGUUGCUCAACUAUAAGAAAGGGAAAAAGAAAUGUUAUUGUUUGCCCUCGUGCAGUGAGGGUGAUUUAAAAACCAUUUAUGAAUCGGUAUCAGACUUUAAUUCUAGCAGCAAAGCUCGCAAUGUCACAUUGACAAUGCCAGUUUGGCCAACCGAUCAAUAUCGACGACAGGCUCUGCGCACUCGUCUGGAUGUUGUCGUUACCAUGGGUGGAAUGCUUGGCCUAUUUCUGGGUGCCAGUAUACUGAGCGCCAUUGAAUUUAUCUACUAUUUCACUUUGCGAGCGGCUAAUACUCUAAGGAUGGCUAAAGCAUCUGUUCAGAAAUAA